AUAUUUUCUGCUGCUCCAGAGACUAGGACCCAGAGCAAUGGAUGCAAGCACCAGGUAAAGAGACUCCAGCUCGACAUUAGGAGGAACCUCCUGACAGUAAGGGCUUUCCAGGUUUCGAUUUUGGUCCCGUCUUCAAGAUAAAUAGACCAAAUCUAAAGUCUGGAGUUUUGGAGAAUAAGCACAAAUUAGUUUUGGGUUUAGAGAUGUGUCCCACUUCCAAAAACAUUUCAUUACGUAUCCGCAAAUAUUCCAAAAUGGAAAACAUUUCUGGUCCCAGGAAUUUUGGAGAAAAAAGGAGGCUCUAUAUAUCAAACAUAAAUGAAUAUUCUGUUUAGAUUUUCCCAUCUUCAAUACAAUCUCAUUCUGUAUAUAUUCCCAAAUUCCAAAAUCUGAAACCCAGCUCCUUCCCUGAAGGAAUACAUAGGAUCUAAAAUUGGAAGGGACUAUUAAGGGCCAUAUGGAGAUGGAAAGGGGUCCAAUGACAAGAGUUAGGAAGAGGCAAGGCAGUGCCAAGCCUUUCAAAACACUGCUGCCAUGUUUAUUUCCUCCAAUGGCCCAGCACCUCUGCCUGCCCUUCAAGGCAGAGUUGAAAGGCCCAGAGAAGCACAUAGCAACCAUGGCCACUCGGCCAGAUGCAUUUGUUUGCCUUUGAAAGCAUUCCGUAUCCGCUCUGGAAUCUGGACUCCACUCUAGAAUGCAGCUGAGGCCAGUGCAGCCAUUGGCUAUUGGUCAGUGCGUUGGAUACUGGUCAGUGCGUUGGACACUGGCCAGUCCGUUGAAUACUGGUCAGUCCGUUGGAUACUGGUCAGUGUGUUGUUGGAUACUGGUCAGUGUGCUGUUGGAUACUGGUCAGUGUGCUGUUGGGUACUGGUCAGUGUGCUGUUGGAUACUGGUCAGUGCGUUGGAUACUGGCCAGUGCUCUUCUGGACCUUGGUCGGACCAGACCUGUUCCUGGGAGGGCACUUGGCUUGGGUCUACCCAAGUUCUCAGUGCCAUGAUGCCAAGCGUGUGGACGUUCCUCAAAGAGCAUGGAGGGGUAAGCAGAGAGGGAGGCCUGAGGUGACCAUUGAGGCCAUGGCUCUGGACAGCCAUCCUUUCUCUGACUCUCAUUCAUCUCUUCCCUCUGCAGAGGGCCAGGAAAACUGUGGUCAAAUGGUUUUCCUGCUCCAGACGACCAAUGGAUGAGGAGGACGAUGCCUGGUCUCUUCCUCUUCCAAGACUUACUGAGCCACAAGGAACCUGCCUGAAGGAGGAAGACGUCGCCUGUCCGGCACUUGCCGGGGCAGUCCAUCCUUCUUUGUCGGAUUCCUUGGAAAAGGAGGAGGUGCCCAAGGAGGCCAAAAAUGUGGAGGACGAGGGGGAUCAGAGACAACUGGAGCCAAUGGAGGACUCCGCUGAGGAGGAGGAGUACCGGGAUAAGAUUGGCCCCUUGCCGAGAAAGAAGUCUCUGGCUCCUUUUUGUGAGUGGUUCCGCCAUCUGGACCCUACAGUGAGCAAGUUAGUAGCAGACGUUGCGGCCAAGCGUCGUUUAGAAUUCAUCCUGGCUCACUAUUUAGAGUCACCCCAAAGCACCUGUGAUAAGCUCCUGCUUAAAGUCCUCAAUUCUCCAUAUUGCGACCAGGAGCAUGCACUGCUAUUCCUCAUGGCCGAGAUGAAGGAAUCCUCCUGGUUGAGGAAGUUGAGGGCGAUGAAAGCCAUGGGGCUAAUCGCAGAUGUCAUCGCGUUUGAGGAGACGCUGGAGCCGUGGGUACCCUUCGUCGCCAACGCCUUGCUUUUAGCCACGUGUGAAUCCAAUUCCCGUGCUAAGAACCGCAAUGAGUUCAAGGAGGAAUUAAGUCACAGCAUCAAUGCCCUGCUGCCCAGGUACAUGCCCGACAUCGAGGCCUUGCUUGAUGUCACCCGUCGAGGAAUACGAUGCCAGCGCUCUCGCAGGGAAAAAACAAGGGCUGUAUAAGCAUUAUCGCCUGACCGAGGGAAGCCUUUCUGGUGCUGGACAGCUGAGGAGGAUGAGGAGGCCUGGAAAUCGCAGGGACAAUAUUGGGGCAGACACUCGUCCACCAGUCCCACACGCUUGCCUGGGUCUUCUCCUCUUCCCUGCCCAUUCGACCUCUUGGCACCAGGGACUGGCAUGGGGACGGAAGAAGGAAAGCGAACAGGAGAAGAGGCACAGGAGCCCCAGCUGCCCAGAGGCAAUAUUGGGGCAGACACUCGUCCACCAGUCCCACACGCUUGCCUGGGUCUUCUCCUCUUCCCUGACCAUUCGACCUCUUGGCACCAGGGACUGGCAUGGGGACGGAAGGAGGAGAGUGAACAGGAGAAGAGGUGCAGGAGCCCCUGCUGCCUAGGGAAGGGGAUGCCUUCGUUUGGGGCCUCAAUGGUCAAAGAAGAUGGGGCUGGAAGGGAGGCAUUCCAAAAUCCAUGGAUGCUCAAGUCCCACACAGCCGCACCAUUAUUAGGGACAAUGGGACAAAAGUACCUCUCCUCCCGUCCUCCCUCCCU
Sceloporus undulatus (fence lizard) is the source of this 2499-nucleotide messenger RNA. RefSeq lists its product as uncharacterized. The coding region runs from base 1178 to 1954 and encodes 258 amino acids. The record is from RefSeq and is a predicted model, not a curated record. Lineage: Eukaryota; Metazoa; Chordata; Lepidosauria; Squamata; Phrynosomatidae. The transcript has 9 exons.